Messenger RNA from Trichoplax adhaerens, 1425 nucleotides. RefSeq lists its product as uncharacterized. The record is from RefSeq and is a predicted model, not a curated record. The transcript has 11 exons. Gene Ontology annotation, cellular component: cytoplasm. NCBI's taxonomy places the organism in Eukaryota, Metazoa, Placozoa, Uniplacotomia, Trichoplacea, Trichoplacidae. The coding region runs from base 1 to 1425 and encodes 474 amino acids.
AUGGCUGAAAAGAAAGAUGCGAACUGGUGGGGAGGUUGGAUUGCCACUGCCAAAGAAAAGUCGUGGUCAGCCUUUGAAAUGGCAAAGAAGGAUGUUUCAGAAUUUGUAACAACAUUACAAACAGAUACUACGCAAAUUGUAUCGGAAACAGCGGAUACUUUAAAGAAUAAGCUAACUGUUGAGCGAAACGAUGAAACUGGUAUUCAAAAAGGUAAAAUUUCUCCCAUUAGCGAAAAUUUAGGUUGGAAUGUGAGAUUUGAUGAAGGAAUAAGUGCUACUAGUGAUAUUGUUGAUGUAAAGUAUGAAUCAAAAGCUGUAAAUAGAUUGCAGGCUAAACUGGUGGUCCUACGAGAGAAUCCACUGACGUAUCGAGAGGAACCGACUGAUGGUGAAUUUCAUCAGUGGCAAUCUGCAUUUAACGUUGACGAGUAUAAGGGUGAAAUAUCUGAAUUGUUGGUGGAUAAGCCUCGUGUGAGAGGACUGUAUUCAAAACUGGUACCUUCAGAAAUGUCGCAUCUUAUCUUUUGGCAGAGAUACUUUUAUAAAGUCCAUCUUUUAAAAUUGGAAGAUGAACGUCGAGCUAAGCUGCUUGCCCGAGCUAAUGAAACAGAAGACGAAGUUGAUUGGGGUGAUGAUGAAGACGAUUCGGACGGCUAUAGUGGCAGUGCUUUAGACACCGAAAAUAGGAUAGAAACGACAACUGCGCUACCAGAGGUUUCUCCCGGGAUUGAUGAAAAAGACAUAGCUACAACAGAAGGCCCCGAAAUAGAGGAUGCAUGUACAAAAAAUGUUCAAGUCCAUGAUUGCGAGCCUACUGAAGUACCGGAUACUCACGAAAAAGACGUCCAAGACCCGGAUAAUGAAACUACUGCAUGUAAUUUGGAGUCAAAUGAUAAUAUUGAGUCAAUAGAAUUAGCAGGUACUUCUGAAAACCAGAAAUAUAGCGAAGAUAGGGCAUCGAAUAUCGAUAAUGAAGACAAGAUUUCAGUCGGUGAUAAUAUAGAAGCAAAGAAUGAAUCAUGCAGCGAAACUGAAGCAGUUUCUCCGGGUUCGCGUGAUAUUUUACCUGAAGACACGGAUGUAUGCCACGAAAUAGUCAAAUCUCCAGUUAUUGAUGAAAAAGAAUGUGAUCUAUCUCAACCAAGUGAUAUUGACCAUACGCCUGCGGCUGUUGCGCAAAUACAGUCAAUAUCUUUUAACGUGGAUGAGGAGAAUACAGGCACGGUACGAAUUAGCGAUGAAGAUUUAAAAGACGUUAAUGGGAAAUCAAGUAAUGAUAGCAAAAAAGGUAGUAGCGAAGAUUCAACAAGUGAUGAUUGGGAAACAGAAUUUGAUCUGGAUUUGGAAAACGUCGAAGCACUAGAAAAUACUCCAAAUGCGGAUGAUAUUGAUAAUGAAGACUGGGACAGCUGGGAUGAAAAUUAG